UUCCAACCACCGUGAAACUUGUAGCUAAAAAAAGGGUGAUCCUCUUCAUGGCUCCGACGAUCCUAGGCUUGGUUCCCCCAAUCCUUUCCCUUGCAUGCAUGUCGCAAAGCUCCAUGCAGGUAUAGUGCCAUGGCGCGGAGGAGGGUGCAUUCAAUGGGUCCCGGAUUGAUUGCGCCAUUCGAGUGCGAGCACGCACGCACGCCCAAGCAGCGACGAAGGUGAGGGUUGGAUGUCGAGGGUGAACCGCCACCGUCCCUCGGGCCGGCUUGGGGAGCGAGUGGAGUUCAACUUUUGUAGCCUCUGCGCCGUCCAGGUGCCAGUAGUAUCUGACAGGUUGUUACUUUCUAUAAUCUCAGUGGACACAGGCAAAACAAUUGCCAGGUCCAGUAAAGCUGCCGCUCGAAAUGGAAUUUGUCAAUGGCCUGACUCGAUCCUGGAAUCAAUAUGGUUUUCUCGAGAUGAAGUGUCAAAAGAAUAUGAAGAUUGUCGAUGUAGGAUUGUUGUUUCCAUGGGAUCAACAAGAGGUGCUAUUCUCGGGGAAGUUUUUCUAAACUUGAAUAACUAUCUGAGUUCGGAUGGCUCGACUGCAAUCUCAUUGCCAUUGAAGAAAUGCAAUUCGGGAACAAUUUUACAGCUUAAGAUUCAAUGCCUUGGCACAAAGUCUAAAUCAAGUCCAAGGAAUGAUGACAUGGACAACAAAUCAGAUGGUUCCAAUAGCUUGAUCACCAGAAAUGCUCAUUUCUCAUCAAGAAAUGAUUUAGGUGGUUUUCAUCAAGAUGAAGUUGGGAUUAGGGAUUCAAGCUUCUCACCAUCUCAAAGGAAUGAUUCUGAUGGGGGAUUGUACAUAGAGAGUUCUCAAACUUCAGGUCAAAACAUGCUGCAGGAGAGUAUUGAUGAGUCAUCCUUAAGUGGUUUCAAUCAUUUGUCGUCAGGGGCAUCUGGUUCAUCCAAAGAUCUUCUUGAUGCCGCUGAAGAAACAAUUGAAGAACUUCUUAUCGAGGCACAAAUGUGGGAGAGCCAUUAUCAAAAAUUGAAAAUUGAUCUAGAGAAAUUACAGAAGGAGUCUGAUGAAAAAUCCAAGAAUCAGACUGAGAUAUUGCUAGAACUUUCUGCUUCACAAGCCGAACAAGAGUCGUUGAGACAAGAAAUUGAAGAAUUGAAAUUGUCUUUGAAGGUGGCUACUGAACGACAAACAGUUGGUGGAAUUUCCAAAUCUGGUGAUGCAAUAGAUGUCCAAUUUGAGCUAAAAGAUGAGGUACACUUUUUGAGGGAAUCAAAUGAAAACUUAACAAUGCAACUGAAGAAGAGUCAAGAUGCAAAUAUAGAGCUUGUUUCUAUUCUUCAGGAACUGGAAGAAACAAUAGAGGCACAAAGAACAACAAUCUCCAAUUUCACUCAAAUGAGUAAUAUGAUUGAUCAAGAUAUACCCACGAAUGCAUUAUCAGCUCAAGAGGAUGCAGAGUGGGAAAGAAAGAUGUCAUUGAAAGAAGAUGAAAUCAUAGCAUUGAGGGAGAAAUUGGAUCGUGUACUCAGCAUAGAAAAUCCAGGUGGUGUUGGUUCUGAUGCUAUAUAUCUUGAACUGGAAAAGGAGAAUGAUUUUUUGAAGGUUAAAAUGCAAGAUCUUGAGAAUGAUUGUUCUGAAUUAACAGAGGAAAAUUUGGAGCUUAUACACAAAUUGAAAGAAGUUAGUGGGGUCGAAGAACAAGAUUCUUGCCUUUCUGAUAUUGAGGUAAUGUUAAAUGCGACAGGUCUUUCUGGGACUUCAAAAUCUAGAGCAAAAUACCUAGAAAGAAAAUGUGCUGACCUUGAGCAGAAGAUGUUGAAUUUUCAAUCGGAGUCUAGAGAACUAGAAGAGAAGCUCAAAAAAAGCCACGAGGAUCUAAAAGGACAAACUCUUGAAUUAUCUGAGCUUAGAGAGAACCUAAGUAGAUUCCGUGCUAUGGAGCUAGAGAGAGGGGAAAUCAAUUUUUCAAGAGGCUACCAGUUAAGAAGUGAAGAACUAGGAGAUAUUGAAACCGAACUGAAACUGUUGAAGAGUACUGUUCAACUCAAAGAAAAAGAGAUCGAAGGAUUACAACAUUCUAAACUAGAAAUGGAAACCUUUAUAGAUAGUGUACUUGGACCAAAGAUACAUGAGCUUGAAAUCUACAAAGUGGAACUAGAGUUGCAUAUAUCAAGGCUAGAAGAUGAAAAAAUAGAAUUAUUGGAGUCCAUUUCUGGAAUGGAGGUUGAGUUGACUAAUUUGACAAGUGAGUACGAGUCAUGUAUAGUUCAAAUGGAUGAUUCUAGAACAAUGAUCAUAGAUCUCAAGGAUAAAGUAGAAAGGAAUCAAAUGGAGUUGGAAGCUCAAAAGGUGGAAUUGAAGAAAAAACAACUAGAAUUUCAGAAAAUAUUUUUAGAGGCACAAGAUGAUUCAGAGGCUCUAAGAAGAUUGAAUGCUAAACUGCAGGCUAAAGUUCAUAAUCUUACUGAAGAAUACAAUUCUCUUCAAGAAUUAACGGAUGAUCUAAAGAAGGAAAAGUUGGAAUUACACAGUUUUGCUAAACAAUUAGAGCAGAAAUUGGAGCACUCGAAAAGAAGGACCACAGAUUUUUGUACAACUGUGGACUUACUAGAGGUAAAACUUUCUUCGAUUCAGAAAGAUAUAUCUUUAAAAGAGCAAUCUUUUCUCUUGGAACUAGACAAUAUAUUUCAUGAGCACAAGGAUCAUGAAGAAAAGAUAAAUCGUGCACAUUUCCUUUUAAACAAGAUUGAUAAAGAAAAGGCUAUUGAGAUAGAGAAUCUUGAGAGGGAGGUCAUCAGCCUUACUGCGCAACUAUCUUCAACACAUGGGGAGCAAGCAAGUUCCAUGGUGGAUACUAUUCGUGAGGCCUCCAUCCUUCGAGCAGACAAGGCAAAACUUCAGGCUAAUCUUCAUGAUGUAAAUGAACAGUUGAGACAUUAUGAAUCUCUACUAGAAGAUAUACACAAGGAGUCAAAAAGGAAGAUUAAAUCCCUUACCGAUUCACUCAAUGUAUCGAAACAAAAUGAAGAAAUGCUGAAGAUAGAUGCCGAGGCUGUCAGAAGGCUGAUGGAAGCUGCUAAAUCCAAUGAAGAAAAUUUAAGAAUAACUUCAAAUGAACUAGAACUGAAAUAUAAAUCUAGCGAUUAUGAGAAACAACAAAUAAUGGAAGAAAAUUAUGGAUUAAAAAUUCAAGUUCGAAAAAUAGCAGGUGUCCAAGAUGAACUUUUGGAAGUGCAAAGUUCCCUUGAUGAGGCUCAAUUUGAAAAGGAGAGACUAGAAGGGAUACUUCGGUUGAUAUCUGAAGAAUGUGAUGAACUAAAGGUGCAAAAUGCCAUGUUAACAGACAAAGUCUCAAUGAUGCAGGAUACUUCAAACAAUAUCAUUGAAGAAAAACAAACUAAAACAUCCAUGCAAACAAAGAUGAGUACCAUAAAUGAGGGGAACAAUGAUCUAGCUACUGAUAACAGAGGUUGUUGUCUAGUUAAUGAGGAACCAGACCUGCAAGUAAAGGUCCAAUCAUUGGAAAGCGGACUUGCCGAAGUUCUAGAGAAAAAUAGCAUGUAUAUGACACAGGUGAAGAGCCCCACUACAGAGCAGCAAGCUGGGAGUAGGAAUGGAGAGGGGAAUAACGAUGACAAAAUAGCACACCUAGAAUCAGAACUAAAAUACAUACAAGACAAGUUAUUAAACAUGAGCUUGCAGUAUGCGGAAGUAGAGGCCCAACGGGAGGAAUUAGUGAUGGAGCUUAAAAAUGUGAAUGCAAAGAAGGGGGGACGGUGGUUCUAGCAAUUAGUGACAGAGCUCAAAAGCUGGAUGCCACAGUCAUGAGGCCCACAUGCCACAGCACAGCGAAGCUGAAGCAGGUUUUUUGUCUCUAUGUCUGUUUUUGGAACCAAGGAUAGGGGCUCUGUCAUUCAUAUCAGGAAGAAGAGAACACACCUUCCACUCGGGAAACAUGUUGUGAAAACUGCCAGAGGCAUCCAGAUCUUGGAGGUCACCAUCGCGAGAAUUGAGCAAGCGCAGCAAGAACCACAGGUGUUUUGUAGCCUCAGAAACAAAUCAGACAAUGAAUAUUUUGAGAACUUGGGAUGCCCUGGUCGUCUUGAGCUGCCAAUAUUAUACGACUAUGUUGGCUAGAGUGACCAAUCAUGUUUAUAUGAUCAUACAAAUGACCCUGCCUUUUUAUACUACGCACAACAUAGCUGCUGAUAGACGUAGCUCCUCCUGAACUGUGCCUGGAAAGAAUUAGAUAUAUGGUAUUAAUAUUAUGUGCUAGUUCUUUUUACUCUGCAAAGAACUUGUAGGAGACUUUUGUGGAGGUAACAUGUAUGCAUGAUUUGUCUUUAUUUAUGCAA
Molecule: messenger RNA, 4359 nt
Organism: Zea mays
Lineage: Eukaryota; Viridiplantae; Streptophyta; Magnoliopsida; Poales; Poaceae
Product: myosin-1B
Exons: 11
Coding region: 230-3790 (1186 amino acids)
Source: RefSeq, a predicted model, not a curated record